GUAAAAUUAACCUCCAAAUUAUUAAAAAUGAAAAAUAAAAGACAGGCGUAACAUAUAUCUGAUGAAUCCGGGCUAACUUUCUUUGAAGCAUUCUAGAAAGCCAUCUCAAAAUAUGAAAUUGACAACCCAAAACAAUAUGCUAAGCAAGAGAAUGAUAGGUUUACUCUCUAUGAAGAUUUGAAGUUAAUCUUAGAACUUUCAAAAGUGAAUUAGAUUGAACCAUCUCAUUUCGAUAAAAUAUCAGCUAUUCUUAAAAGAUCUAAAACAAUGUUAAGGAAGAGGUAAUUAUUAAAUAAAGGUUAGAUAUCAAGAAUAUUUGAAGAAUAUAAAUCAAGAUGAUUUAUAAACAAUAUUUUCAUUUCUAUAAUAAUUUGGUGCUUAAGGAUAUUUAGUAUUUACACUUGAUAAUGAUGUUCAAAGAUUGUCAGAUAUAGAGCCAAUAAAAUAAAAAGAAUCUCCUAUUAAAACUCCAAUUCAAACACCAAUAAAAUAAAUGUUCAAGUAAUUAACACAGGAGUCUGGAAUAAAUGAAUCAUAAAAUUCUCAUAUAUAAUAAUAGAAAUAAUAAUAAUAAUAAUAAUAAUAAUAAUAAUAAUAACACUAGAUAGAACCAGAAUCAUAAAAGAAAGUAAAACCAAAUAACAAAUUUUAAUUAUCUGCAAAGUAAGGAUAAUAUUCAUAAUAUUUAGCUCAAAAUAUGAUGUUUCUAAUAGAAAAACAAAUGCUUUUAAAUAAGAAUAAGUAAUAUUAGAUACAGAAUAGAAACAUGAAUGUGAGGAACUUAAAUUUACAUUAAAAACAUUAUCUGAGACUUUAAAAAUAUCAUAUUAAGAAUUAUGUCAAAGAAUGUAUUAAUGUUCAGGAGAUUUGAAUACACUUUUGGAUGUAUAUUUGAAUCAUUAAGAAAAUUUAUUAUGGACAAAGGAAGCAGAUGAGGCAUUGAAAGCUUAUCUUGUAGAGGAAAAUUAAUUAGAAAAAUAAAAAUUAAGAGCAAUUUUACAUGGAGAGGAAUAAAUAUAGAAAAGAAAGGAAUGGUUAUAUGGAAAAUGAUGGAAGAUAG
This is a messenger RNA of Paramecium sonneborni, 1060 nucleotides long. Lineage: Eukaryota; Ciliophora; Oligohymenophorea; Peniculida; Parameciidae. The record is from the annotation of a GenBank genome assembly.